Thamnophis elegans (Western terrestrial garter snake) is the source of this 3582-nucleotide messenger RNA. RefSeq names its product sterile alpha motif domain containing 8 (gene SAMD8). The record is from RefSeq and is a predicted model, not a curated record. Bases 193 to 1446 code for a protein of 417 amino acids. The transcript is spliced from 6 exons. Gene Ontology annotation, biological process: ceramide biosynthetic process. Gene Ontology annotation, molecular function: sphingomyelin synthase activity; protein binding; ceramide cholinephosphotransferase activity. NCBI's taxonomy places the organism in Eukaryota, Metazoa, Chordata, Lepidosauria, Squamata, Natricidae. Gene Ontology annotation, cellular component: endoplasmic reticulum membrane; Golgi membrane.
CCCUUCCGCCCCACUGAGGGGCGGGGUGGAUUGCCUUGCCUCGCCCCUCACGCCUGCCCUACCGGCUGGCCGAAGGGAACCGCCGCUGUUGCCGCCGGUCCGUCUGCGUGGGAUGGGGCUGGCUCGCCGCGGAGGGAGAGCAGGCUCUUCGGCGCGGGCUCCGUCCGCCCGGGCGUAAGCGCGGAAGAGAAAAUGGAAGGCAACGGCUCCCUUUGCAUCCAGCGUUGGUCUACCAGACACGUAGCCAAGUGGCUGAAGCAAGAAGGAUUUUGUGAGUAUGUGGACAUUCUGUGUGAUAAGCACCGGCUGGAUGGCAUCACACUGUUGACUCUGACGGAAUAUGACUUGCGGUCCCCUCCCUUGGAGAUCAAGGUUUUGGGGGACAUCAAGCGGCUGAUGCUGUCCAUACGGAAGCUGCAGAAGCAUCAUGUGGACAUUUUGGAGGAGCUGGGCUACAGCAGCGAGACCCCAAUUGGGUCCCUGUCCCCCGUGACCGGCUGCGCCCAAGGCAGGGAAUGGUUUUGCAAUGGCGAAGUGCAGCGGGACUGCGAUGACUUUGAAUCCGUGUCCGAGCUGAACGCUGAGCAGUACCAGUACACCAACGGGAAAGGCAAGCAUUCUCCAAGGAGGCUGAACCCUGAAUAUUGGAAGACAGCUCUGAGCUGCAUCUAUGUCUUCAUUGUGUUUGGCUUCACCUCCUUUGUCAUGGUCAUUGUGCACGAGCGGGUACCCGAUAUGCAGACCUACCCACCGCUACCAGACAUAUUCCUGGACAGUGUCCCUAGAAUCCCGUGGGCUUUUGCCAUGACCGAAGUAUGUGGAGUGAUUCUCUGCUACAUCUGGUUGCUGGUUCUCCUCCUUCACAGGCACAGAUCUAUCCUUUUGCGACGACUAUGCAGCCUGAUGGGAACUGUGUUCUUGUUACGUUGUGUAACAAUGUUUGUGACCUCACUGUCAGUGCCGGGACAACAUUUGCAGUGUUCUGGAAAGUUAUAUGGCAAUGUGUGGGCAAAACUUCAGCGAGCCUUUGCUAUUUGGAGUGGAUUUGGCAUGACGUUAACAGGAGUACACACCUGUGGAGACUAUAUGUUCAGUGGCCAUACUGUUGUCCUGACUAUGCUGAACUUUUUUGUUACUGAAUAUACCCCAAGAAGCUGGAACUUUUUGCAUACGUUGUCUUGGGUGCUGAAUCUGUUUGGGAUCUUCUUCAUUUUGGCUGCUCACGAACACUACUCCAUCGAUGUCUUCAUUGCCUUUUACAUCACUACAAGACUCUUCCUGUACUAUCACACACUGGCAAAUACAAGAGCCUAUCAACAAAGCCGGAGAGCCAGAAUCUGGUUUCCCAUGUUCUCCUUUUUUGAAUGCAAUGUCAACGGUACAGUCCCAAAUGAAUAUUGCUGGCCCUUUUCAAAGCCAACCCUAUUGAAAAGGUUAAUCGGCUAAAGAACAUCCAGCUUAAUUCACAUCUGUAUGAAGCACUUACAAUUAAACCUCCUUCAAGAAACGCUGGGCAGGAAGGGUUGUUUUCACCCAUAGCCUCUCCUCUGGCCUUGUUCAUCCUCUCCUGGCUUACAAGGUUCAGAGGAGACAUAUUUUUCUUUAAAACAUCAACAAUGUUCAGGCAAAGUUGUUAAGCUAUAACAAAGUUCUGCAUGGAUAUGGUGAGGUGAAACGGCCGGUUCAGCAAAACUUACAGCUUUCUUGUGGGGAGGAUCUUAAAUUGAUCUUGGCUGCAGGAAUAACUUCAGAUCCAGGUACUACCUGAGCAUGCUCUGGGGUCUGUUUGCACAUCAUGGAUAACCAUAAGUAGUUUUGAGUAUUGAGUUUCUGGUUUGCACCCUCUAGAUGGCCUUUGACUUCGGUGUGGAUUCUGCUCAUGACUUAUUAAAGCCAUUUUGAAUGGUAGGCACAUGGUUCGAAGGCAAGAUUUACAGUCUGGAUGGAAAUAAUAGCAAUUUUAAAAGCCGCGUAACAUCCUGCAGUUGAACAGUAUGUUUCAACAUGAAAAAUGGCAAGCGAGCGAGCAAUGGAACUGUCUUGCUCAGAUUGCUUGUGGAAAGCAAUAAUGCGUGCAGGUAGGGCUCUGGUAGAGUGCAUUCGUGCUGAACUAUGUAAUGCUUAAAUGUGAUGUGCAAGCACGUACAUCGUAUCUCGGACAGAUACUAAUACUGACAAAAAGGUCACAACCGUUCAGUAAUUGGCUCUCAAUAUUUAUUUUAGCAAAUAAAAAAGUUGGGGAACAUUCACCCAGGGACAUAAGUUUUCCAAAGCCUUAAAAGUAUGAAAAAUAUAUACGCUGUAUUAAUCAAAAGGGGCAAACUUAGCAUUUCUGGUGAACGAUGCUAAAACUCUGAACAGGCUUGACUGACUUAAGAUAAACAAAUUAAUGUCCUCCGGAGGUCCUGAGUGUUUACAUUUCAUCAAACUGGUAAGAAAUAUAUGAAAAAUGAGGUGGGUUGAGAUUUUGUGCCACAACUCUUUCAAAAGUGCAGUAUUAAAACACUUAUUUAAAUCCGUGCAUGCUUUUUACACAUUGAUGUUAGGGGGAUAGUAAUCCUGUUAAAUUGGGAGGCGAGUAAUAAGAUCACGUCGAAUAAAGGCAGGAAGUUUUGCUUGAGGGACAUGGGUGAUGCACCAAACUCUGGUUUUGGAUAGAAGCCCAUUUCCCUUCCCUUCACUAAUAGCCUUCAAAAAUACGCGACACUGAAGAAGUUCAAAUUUAAUCAGCUACUUAAGAAACUUUUGAAAUGCUUCUUGGUUAGAGGUUAAGCAAUGGAAGUUUGGUGGUUUCAGUCACUGACACUUUUUGAUGAAUGGACCAAUGGCCGAAAGUAAGAAAACAAGCGAAACACUUCGCACUUGGGGCUCCUGGAAAACCUCCUUAUUUUUCUCUCUCUCUGAUGCCUACCUUUCAGAAAACUUAUUCAGAUCUGUUCUUGAUCUUUUAAACUGUCCACUCAGUUUAAAGCUGAGCGUCCCAAUGGCCUAAAAAUUGUGUAUUAAAAGAAGACUAUUUUAAACCUGGAAUGCAAGGUUUGGUCAUUCCCAUUGUGCAAAUUAGUAUGUCACUGUUCGAAGUUGUCCGCAGCUGGAUGUGCAUGUGGAUGAUUUAUAAUCCAUUUCUAAUUUAGAUUUUUAAACUUGACAGUUUUGAAAGUUGUGGUCAAGUCAGUUAUAUAGUCUUAGUAACUUCAUAGGGGGCAGUGAGUUUCACCAACCCGAAAUAGUCUGUCUGUCCUUUUGCUUGAAUACUUUUCACUAACCAACACUGAAUUUUCUGGUGGAACUCCGAUGAGACAACAUAGCCCAGUUGCAACCUUUUUGCAGUGCUUUCUUCUGAUUGCUAAAUUCCAGUCUCACACACGGAGAACUGUUUCUAGAGCUGUGAAUUGGCAGGUUAGAGACCGUGAAUGCAUUCUUUAUUUUUUGUGCUCUGUGCUGAAAAGAGAUGAAUACUGGUAGGUGUAAAAAUACAGGGCUUCACUUCGAAUUUCAAGAAAUCUUACCAAAAAAUAUACUGAAAUAAUGUUAAGAGCACAUAAAGUAUUAUUAAUCUCUACCUUAAAAAGUAUUUUCACC